This is a messenger RNA of Poecilia reticulata (guppy), 6863 nucleotides long. It is a transcript of the gene slc9a1a, whose product is annotated as solute carrier family 9 member A1a. Lineage: Eukaryota; Metazoa; Chordata; Actinopteri; Cyprinodontiformes; Poeciliidae. Gene Ontology annotation, cellular component: plasma membrane. Gene Ontology annotation, biological process: regulation of intracellular pH; potassium ion transmembrane transport; proton transmembrane transport. The record is from RefSeq and is a predicted model, not a curated record. Gene Ontology annotation, molecular function: potassium:proton antiporter activity; sodium:proton antiporter activity.
ACUAAAGACGCUGAUGGACACUAAAAGAGGAGAGGGUGAACUUGUAAAAGACGUCUGUCCGGAAGUGAUCUGUUACAGCAUUGGUUACUGAGGGUAGUUUCUGGUUGUUGUUUUUUCUUCCAACAAUGUUUUCGAGGAUGGCACCGCGAGGUCGGAGUGGUUUGGGUCGGAGUUUAGCGGAGCUAGGAUUGCUCCUGCUGGCGAUACUGGUGCUGCUGGAUGGCACCGUGCUGUCACUCGUAGCAGCCAUCUCCUCCGAAUCCGACACCCAUGAAGCGAAGCCCGUCACACAUAAAAACACAAGCAAGAAGUCUUUCCCCGUCCUCGGCAUCAAGUACGACGACGUCAGUGUCCCCUUUGAAAUUGCACUGUGGGUGCUUCUGGCCUCUUUAAUGAAAUUAGGUUUCCAUCUGAUUCCUCGUCUAUCAAAUGUUGUGCCAGAGAGCUGCCUGCUAAUAUCUGUCGGCCUGCUAGUCGGAGGAAUCCUCAAGCUAGCUCGAGAUGAGGUCCCACCAGUCCUAAGCGACCGAAUUUUUUUCCUCUGCCUCCUGCCCCCCAUCAUCCUGGAUGCUGGGUACUUCUUGCCUAUCCGACCAUUUGUGGAAAACAUUGGCACAAUCCUGAUGUUUGCUGUUGUGGGAACUUUAUGGAACGCCUUUUUUGUCGGAGGUCUCAUCUAUGCUGUUUGUCAGAUCGCACAAGACCAGUACAGUGACAUCGAUCUAAGCACCAUUGGGAUUCUGCCUUGUCUGCUGUUUGGCUCCAUCAUCUCUGCUGUGGAUCCUGUUGCUGUGCUCGCUGUUUUUGAAGAGAUUCACAUAAACGAGCUGUUGCACAUCCUGGUGUUCGGCGAAUCGCUGCUGAACGAUGCUGUAACUGUGGUACUCUACCAUCUUUUUGAGGAGUUUAUGGACUCUGGUUCGGUGUCGGCUGUGGAUGCCAUCCUGGGACUCGUCUCAUUCCUCGUUGUGGCGUUGGGCGGCGUCCUGGUUGGAGCUUUCUAUGGGAUCCUGGCUGCCUUCACGUCUCGUUUCACCUCCCACACUCGGGUCAUCGAGCCUCUUUUUGUGUUCCUCUACAGCUACAUGGCCUACCUGUCGGCAGAGGUGUUCCACCUUUCAGGCAUCAUGUCGUUAAUAGCAUGUGGAGCAGUGAUGCGACCCUACGUAGAAGCUAAUAUAUCGCACAAGUCCCACACCACUAUCAAGUACUUCCUCAAAAUGUGGAGCAGCGUCAGUGAGACGUUGAUCUUCAUCUUUCUGGGUGUGGCCACAGUGGAAGGAGAACACCACUGGGACUGGAUCUUCCUCACAUCGACUGUCAUCCUGUGUCUGGUUGCACGAAUCAUAGGCGUGGUGGGUCUUACGUUUAUAAUUAACAAGUUCCGGAUCGUCAAGCUGACCACCAAAGAUCAGUUCAUUAUAGCCUACGGUGGACUGCGAGGUGCCAUUGCUUUUUCCCUGGGCUUCAUUCUGCACUCGGAACACAAGAGGAUCUUCCUGACUGCCAUCAUCACUAUUAUUUUCUUCACCGUCUUUGUUCAGGGUAUGACCAUUAAACCCCUGGUGGAGCUGUUGGCAGUGAAGAAGAAAAAUGAGGCGAAGCGCUCCAUUAAUGAGGAGAUCCAUACCCGGUUCCUUGACCACCUGCUGACUGGGAUUGAGGAUAUCUGUGGACACUAUGGACAUCACCACUGGAAAAACAAGCUGAACCGCUUUAACAAGAAAUAUGUGAAGAAGAUAUUGAUCGCAGGCGAUCGUUCCAAAGAACCACAUCUCAUUGCCUUCUACCACAAACUGGAGAUGAAGAACGCUAUUCAGAUGGUGGAGAGCGGAGGGGGAUCUAAGCUCAACUCUUCCUUCCCUUCCACAGUUUCCAUGCAGAACAUUCAGCCCAAGAUCCAGUCUCCUCCUUCUGCCCGACCUUCAGAAAGAGUUCUUCCACAGCUGACCAAAGGUCGAGAGGAAGAAAUCAGACAAAUCCUCAGGACCAACCUUCAGAAGACACGACAGAGGUUGCAGUCCUACAACAGGCAUACUCUGGUGGUUGAUCCUGAUGAGGAGGGAUUUGAUGACUUAUUCUUAAAAAAGAGGAGGAGGAUGGAGCUGGACUGGAAGUUAAAACAAAUGACCAACUACCUGAGUGUGCCUCGUCCUCAGGGCUCCCCAACUAUGAGCAGAGCCAGGAUAGCUUCAGGCAGAAAUACUGAUUUCAUACCUGCUCAGCAGAAAAAAGGAAACAAACAGUCAUCAGAUUCACAGGCUUACGUAAAGCCAGGUGCAGAAAACGUGCCCACCAUCCAGAUUGACCUGGCGUCUCCACAGUCUCCAGACUCCGUCAGGCUGUUGGAUGAGGUCGUACAGGACCAAGGCCUGACGAUGAGCCUUCCUUCAAGUUCAAGAGGAGCCUACAAAACCAGUGGGAAAGAUGAUGGCAGAGAUCAGCAGACGCUGUUAAGGUGUCUGAGCGACCCGGGGCCCGAUCCGGAUGACGAUGACGAUGAGGAUUACGAUGACGAUGAGCCCGUACCGACUUAAGAUGCAGAUCUCUUAGAGAAGAGCUGCUGCUCUGGUUGGAAUUUUCUCAAAAUAACAACAGCAAACAAAACUGCAAGUGCUGGAAGAACUAGUAAUAAAUAGCAAGAGAACAAGCCUGAGGGGGAAAAAGAGCCAUUACCUUAUUAUUGUCAUUGCUCUUUAUUUUGUUGACAGCAGUAGAAAUUUGCUGCUGCAACUAAAAUGUUGGAGAAGACGGAUUUCAUGACUGACGAUCUCAGACGUUCAGGAAAGAACUAUGCAUUACCAAAGCUUUGGACUGUUUUAGUGUCAGACAAUGUUAUUUUUAUCUUAUGUCAUUAAUGUUAAGUUCAGUGAGACAUUCAGGGCAUCUUGCCCUGAACAUAAUCAGUAAAAAUAAAUGUCAAUUUUUCACUUUCCCUGUCAAGCUCUGCACUUUAGAUUUUAGUUUUCACCAUCAAUCUGUCUGCUGGAUUCAAACACAUAGAUAUAGCUGUUUGAGACGUUUGGCCUUUUUUCACUAGAAUAUUAUUUUCUUUGCCUUAUUUAAAAUGACAUAUCUUUUUUUUUAUUUUAGUUUUACCAUUAACUGUUUGAAAUCAUAUUGCAGUGUGCAGAUUUGAAGCCGGAUGUGUGUUUACUCUGCAGGACACUGAGUUAAAGAACGAAACAUCUGUAAAGACUGCAGCCUUUUUCUACGACUGCGGCGUUAAUUAUAUGGAACCCUCUCUAUCGCAGGAGGUUGGUGAGUUUUGAUCCUUAGGAACUGAGUUUGUCUGAAAGUUGGAGAAGAUUUUGGUACCAAACUGAGCUAACAUUGUACAUCGUACUUAAAAUAACUUUUAUCUACAAAUAUUUACCUCAGUUAUAAGAACCCUUUUCAGGUCUGGUUAAAAGUUGUUAAAGCAAUUUUUCCCCCUCAUACUUUAAUAGCCAAGUGCCCAGUAGCAACCAUUUUCUAAUAUCACAUAUUUAAUUAUUUUUUUUCCAGUUUGUACAGCCAUCUAUUCAUGUCUUACAACCUUCUGAAUCACUGACUGUCUGCAUGUCAUUGGAAAAAAUGUAAAUCUAUGCAGGAUAGAUGUUUAAAAUACAGUGAUUAAUGAUAAUAUCCUCUUUCUAUACCCUUUAAAAGUGGUUUAGCUUCUCUAUUCAUGCAAAAAUAUUGCUAAAGGUGAAGUUAAAAAUCAAACUUGGGCAUUAUAGAAAAAAGUAAAAAAGUAAACGAUAAAAUAAAUUCACCUGAACUUUUUGCACAGUCUAGCCACUAACUUAUUUAUCAGCUAAUCCUGUUUGAUAAAACUCACAUCAUAUUAAUGUAACUAUCAACAUCAUUGUUUACAGAAACAGAAAUGUCACAUUUCCACAUCAUUUUACAAUAUUUAAUAAGGUUUUCCAACUGUCAGUUUACAUUUUUAUAUAACAUCAGUUUGUUGUGCUCUGUAAACUUGCAAAACCUAAAUGUCAAACAACUGAAUUCAUUUUGUUUUUACAGUCCUUGUGCUAAUUAUAAAACGUAUUUGCUGGUUUAUGCUAUAUUAUUAAUAUAAAGAUGGAAAGAACCUCACAAUGUUUUCACCUUCAUGUUUUUUUAUAUAAUUUAUGAAGGAUAUGUCAUAUGGCACUAAAGCUAAGACUAAAUUCAUUUAAAAAUAAUUUAAAUUUUUUUUUUUCCUACUUUGUGAGACAUCAACUGGUAUAAGAAAGAUUUGUUUUUUCUUUCUGCAAGAAUUUCACCCAACAUAAGAGAAGAACUUUACGUUAUUGACCAAAGUUUGCAAUUAAACAGGAGAAAGAUUUCCAGUGAUAGUUGUGUAGGACUAUAGUUUACCACUGUUUUUUUCUGGUUGAACUAGUACAUUCGAUGUCACCCUGAACGUUUGCCUUCGAGUUCUGUGGAUGAAGGGUGCUGAGUAGUUUGACUUUAACAAUGAUUUUUGAGUCACAGAUUUCUGCUUUCAGUCAUCUGUGAAGAAAUGCCAGAGUAAUAUAUUUUGUUUUCGUGUCCUACAUCAUUGAUGCUCUGAUGCUUAUGUAAAAACAACCACAAGCCCCUAGAAAUGUGGAUCAUCAACAGACUUUAAAUGUAAAAGAGGAAAAUGGCAUUGUUCUGCCCUGCAUGUUUACAACGUUCCUUCACAAAAAUGGAUAGUGUCAGAUUAAUUCAUUUAAUAGCUGGUAGGGAUUUUUUUUUCCCUCAAAGUUUUGUUUCAGAUUGUAAUCAUUGUGGUGGAUGGGGAAUACGAAGCUACGGUUGCAGAACACAAAGUUGCAAACCCAGUCAGUUGAAGCAGCCAUUCUUUGUUCUUUUGACACAAAUACAACCAAGGUGGAAGUCUGCCUCUUAAUCUGAACCACACAUAAAUCUCUGCUGAGAGUUUUAGCAGACGCUAGAGGAUAGCAAAAUUUACAUCACACAGGCUUCGUGAAUCAGUUUGUUUAUUUUUUUGAGGUGAUAACCGAGUCUUUCCUGGUUUGUAAUCCAUAAACCCUCAAUUUGCUAAGAGAAAAUCUGAAGACUCUUGUUUGUAUAGCUAAUGUGCUCCUGAGCUUUACUGCAGCUUUAUGCGGAUAUUAUAGCACUAUAAAUUGGUGGGAACUCUGUACAUUGCUGCACUGGGCAAAUUUGCAGAGAUGCUGUACUAUAUAUAAUCUUGAUAUAUUUUGUUAUGAAAUUAUCCCUGUGCAGACUUAACUAAUUUAGGUAAUUACCAUAAAAAUGGGAGUGUGACAAUUAUUGGAAAAUAUACGUAAACAACGACAACGAACCUUGUAUGGUUUAAAACAAAUUAACAUGCUUUGUUCUUGUUCCUUAGGGGGCUUUUCAGCCAGAACUAAAUUUAUUGCUGUUUUUAAAUGUAACAAGUUCCUGAACUUUACAGCCUCUCAAAAUCUGUUUAUUCAUCGUUGAACCUUUCUGCUGAGUUUUUUUUUCUCUCUCUCAUGUUUAGCAGUCUUGCAAGACAUAUUGCACAUCUAUACACAGAAUAUAUUGCAUAUGCUUUUCAGUAUGUUCAGCUGUUUGAAUUAAAAGUAGAUGAUCUAUGAAUGUGGUUGUGUUACUAUAUUGGAGGGAACUAAAACUUGUAUGUUUAGAUUCCAUUUAUAAAAUGUUUAUGAUUCAUUUCAAUGAUUCCAAAGACUUUUGUUUUGAACAAAAAAGAAAGGAGCACUAUUUUCAUACUUUUCUUUUUCAUACCAAAUGCAUAUUUUAGGCAAACAUUCUCAGAUAUUUUACAGAGUAAUGUUUGGUGCAAAAAUCCUUUAUUCUGAAGCCAUAAGGCCUGUAUUAGAGUGUAUUUGACUGUGUUCAUGAGCAGUAUAACUUCUUGCUUUGGUUCAGCUAAAGGUAAACAAUCUGUGUCUGCUUAUCUAUGAUAUGAUCUCUUCCUGUUGUUGAUGUAAACACUGGAUGUUCUACUGUGGAGAAUUGUUUCAACUUGUUGCAUUCGUCAUCCCUGCCUGAAUGACAAAGCAACACCAGCAUUCACCCGAGCUUCUCUGUUCUUGUUUACGCGUCUGCCUUCACGCUCAUCGUGUUUUACAUGUUCAAGUGCUUCAUUGGGGAACAUUUGUUAUUCACCAUCUGAUGUCAUCGUUUUCUGCUUUUAUAAAUAUGUGUGCAAUGCAUUAGGUUUUCAUGUACAGGAAGCUUCACCUUUACUGUGACUUUGUCAUUGUAUGUUUACUUGAACGGUGAACUUUGACCUUUGUUUUAAAAAGAAAGUCCUGGAACAAAAAAAAAAAAAAAAGAUCAACUCAGCUCUGUGUUUGAGUUUUUUUGUUGAAUAACAAUUUUCCUAAAGAUGAACUGCUUUCUUGGGUAAAGUGAGUACAAUCAGACCCACAACCUAAGCAAUAAUAGUCUUUAAAUCAAGGUCCCUCUCUGCAUGUGACCUUUUGUGGAGAUUUGUCCACUCAUUAUUCUACUUUUGUAUCCCAUGCUGUGGAAAGCAAAUUUGUUUUUGCUUUUUUGUCAGAAAAAAUGUUUCAGAUCAUCAAGCAAAUUUUAUAUCACUCAAAGCUAACUUGAGGGAGUACAAAAUGCAGUUUUGAAAUAAUAGUUCAGUUACUGAAGGGGAAAAUCUAAAAUAACAAGGGGGGAGGAGAAAACUUGGCGAUUAGUCUUUAGCAUCGCCAAGCGGAUGCAGCGGAUUGGUAUUUUAGCCCAAUCCGCUGCCUCCACGUUGAAGGGAUUUCAACCAACUUUCAACCGUUUAAGAUCACGGCCACAACAUCUCAGUCAGAUUUAAGUCUGGACAUGGACUAAACCACUUCCAGCAAAAGAAAAAACUAAUAAAAAUUGAGCCAUUGUUUAGCAGUUUGCUUUAGAUCAUUGUUCCAGCA